Molecule: messenger RNA, 876 nt
Organism: Pyricularia oryzae 70-15
Lineage: Eukaryota; Fungi; Ascomycota; Sordariomycetes; Magnaporthales; Pyriculariaceae
Exons: 3
Coding region: 145-408 (87 amino acids)
Source: RefSeq, a predicted model, not a curated record
GUCGGUACCAAUCCUGGUCGUAACAUCAGGUCUCCCCUCCCAAGGCCAAGUCCCGUGGCCGUAUAACCUGUCCGCCCGAUUUCCGCGUCCUCCGUUCGUCGUGAACGCCUGGCUGAAACCAUUGUUCUUGAGGGUUUCGAAGUCAUGCCGUGUUCUUCCUGUAAGGCCCGCGGCCACUCGUGUCGCAUGAUCUCAUCGAAUUCUCGAUGUAGCGAAUGUGUUCGUCGUGGUCGGAAGUGUGAUGCUACUUCCGUUCCUAUAACCAAUUUGGGUCGAUUGAAUCAAGAAAAGAAAAAGUUGGAGUUGCAGGAGUCUGAGGUCGAGUAUUCGUUCAACGUCGUAGGUUUGUUCUGCGUCGAUUUCGAUUGUUUCUUGUGUGCUGGUGCCGUGUGGUGCCGGCUCCAGUAGUGAUACGUGAAAUGUGGGGUGAAUUUUCACGGUGUCUGGUAAUGACAGUCUGUAGUUGGUGUCGCUGAUUUUCUUACUGAUUUUAAAAGGUCCAAGUUUCUUGAAAUCAAGCUUGCUGUUUGGUCGUUGUGUUUUGAUAUUGCGUCGAAUGAGGUAGACGCUAUCUCCCUCCUUGAAGGAUGGUCCCUUCAUCCGAUGCUGAUUGGCGUAUUUCAUCAUUCUUUCUCGUACGAACUCUAGUUCCUGCUGGAGUUCUUGGUGUAGUUGUCGUAGCUCGCUUGCUUGUUUCUCGGCUCGCGGUGCCGUAGUCGUGGUUCUUGGUUCUCCAUAAGCCGUAGGGUUGAAUCCGUAGUUGGCAUAGAACGGGGUUGUCUUGGUACUCUCGUUUUCUGAGCUGUUGUAAGCGAAUUGUGCCGUGGGUAGUAGCCGUACCCAAUUGUCUUGUUUGUGGUUCACAUAGCAUCUUAG